Messenger RNA from Pteronotus mesoamericanus, 2291 nucleotides. It is a transcript of the gene TMEM39A, whose product is annotated as transmembrane protein 39A. The transcript has 10 exons. The record is from RefSeq and is a predicted model, not a curated record. Gene Ontology annotation, biological process: negative regulation of autophagosome assembly; negative regulation of autophagosome maturation. Gene Ontology annotation, cellular component: endoplasmic reticulum membrane. Bases 449 to 1915 code for a protein of 488 amino acids. Lineage: Eukaryota; Metazoa; Chordata; Mammalia; Chiroptera; Mormoopidae.
UCCGCGGUAAUGGAGGCUGAGGAUCAGUGCUGACGGCACUGGAGCCUGCCUCUUGCGUUAGCUCUACCCCUGUCUCUGGCACUGACUCACAGUGUAAGGGUCUGGCAACUUGAAGCUUGGGCACCUUUUUUCGUCUCUCUGGGCUGGGCGGUCUUCGGACAAGCAACUGGCUCAACGCGGGGAGGGAGUUCUCUUGCUUGGGGUCCAGUCUGUAAAGCUGCCGCCUCCUCGCAGGGAUCCCGCCCCACCGGCCGGGCCUCCUCCAUGCGGUGUCAUUCUUCAGUUUUUAAGCUGUAUUGUUUAGGAAACAGAUUUUGGUAUCCAUACUGGAGGAGCUGUGAUUUUGCCAGAUUGAUGAAGACAGUUUCUUUUCAAGUUGAAACAGGUUGACAACCAUUAACCUGGAUUGCAACUACAGGUGGCACUGGAAGCAGACUGGUUCCUGGACAUGCCCGGUGGAAGGAGGGGCCCUAGUCGGCAGCAGCUAAGCCGUUCAGCUUUACCUUCUUUACAGACUUUGGUUGGUGGGGGCUGUGGCAAUGGAACAGGCCUGAGAAACAGGAAUGGUAGUGCUAUUGGCCUUCCGGUUCCACCUAUCACAGCCUUAAUCACCCCAGGUCCUGUUCGUCAUUGCCAAAUUCCUGAUUUGCCUGUGGAUGGGAGUCUGCUUUUUGAAUUUCUCUUUUUCAUCUACCUGCUUGUUGCACUGUUUAUUCAGUACAUUAACAUCUAUAAAACAGUGUGGUGGUACCCUUACAAUCAUCCUGCUUCUUGUACUUCAUUGAAUUUUCAUCUCAUCGAUUACCAUCUGGCAGCAUUCAUCACAGUGAUGCUUGCAAGGAGGCUUGUAUGGGCCCUCAUCUCAGAGGCCACUAAAGCGGGUGCAGCAUCUAUGAUUCACUACAUGGUUCUGAUAUCAGCUCGCUUGGUGCUGCUCACUUUGUGUGGAUGGGUGCUUUGUUGGACACUCGUCAAUCUCUUCCGAAGCCAUUCAGUCCUCAAUCUCCUUUUCCUUGGCUACCCGUUUGGUGUAUAUGUUCCCCUCUGCUGUUUCCACCAAGAUAGUAGAGCUCAUCUUCUUCUCACAGACUACAACUACGUGGUUCAGCACCAGGCGGUAGAGGAAAGUGCCUCAACUGUGGGUGGCUUGGCCAAAUCCAAAGACUUCCUCUCCUUAUUGCUGGAGUCUCUAAAAGAACAGUUUAAUAACUCCACACCCAUCCCCACCCACAGCUGCCCUCUAUCUCCAGACCUCAUUCGAAAUGAAGUAGAAUGUCUGAAAGCAGAUUUCAACCACAGAAUCAAGGAAGUUCUCUUCAACUCCCUCUUCAGUGCCUACUAUGUUGCAUUUCUCCCCCUGUGUUUUGUGAAGAGUACCCAGUACUAUGACAUGCGCUGGUCGUGUGAGCACCUCAUCAUGGUAUGGAUCAAUGCUUUUGUCAUGCUUACCACACAACUACUGCCAUCCAAAUACUGUGAUUUGCUACAUAAAUCAGCUGCUCAUCUGGGCAAGUGGCAGAAGCUCGAACAUGGGUCCUACAGCAAUGCUCCACAACACAUUUGGUCAGAAAAUACAAUAUGGCCUCAAGGGGUGCUGGUGCGACACAGCAGAUGCUUAUAUAGAGCCAUGGGGCCUUACAACGUGGCAGUGCCUUCAGAUGUAUCCCAUGCCCGCUUUUAUUUCCUAUUUCAUCGUCCAUUAAGGCUGUUAAAUCUGCUUAUCCUCAUUGAGGGCAGUGUCGUCUUCUACCAGCUCUAUUCCUUACUGCGGUCAGAGAAGUGGAACCACACACUUUCCAUGGCUCUCAUACUCUUCUGCAACUACUAUGUUUUAUUUAAGCUCCUCCGGGACAGAAUAGUUUUAGGCAGGGCGUACUCCUACCCACUCAACAGUUACGAACUCAAGGCAAACUAAGCUGCCUCUCAAAAAUGAGGGAGAACUCAGAUAAAAAUAUUUUCAUACGUUUUAUUUUUUCUUGCAAUUUUUAUAAAUAUUUAAGAUAUUUUAUAUUUUGUAUACUAUUAUGUUUUGAAGGGGGGAAGGGUAAGGGAUAUUAAAUGUAUCCAUAAACAAGGUGAUGUGAUCUUUCAUGUGUUAGUAUAUUCAAAUAAUAUACAGAUGAGAGGUGUGCUUCUCCAGUAAAGAGAUUGAUUUGUUUGUAUGGCUCCAGAAUAGCUCAUUCAUUUAUGAACACAUCUCAUAUACCAUUUAACAUAGUACCUUUGGUGCGUCUCCCUUUCUUUCAGUCCUUGUAGUUACUUUUAGUCCUCGGUUGGCCUUAUUGCUACAG